GAAGAGUGGAGUUCUGUGAUCAUUAGGGGGCAGGUCUGAUCACAUGUUAUUUAUAAGUCACACUCUGCUUUUCACAUAGUUUGAGACACUUUUUUACAGUGUUUCUGUAAUGAUGUCGGACUUAAUGGCGACUUGUGACGACGUGCGGGAAAAUGUGAAGAAGUACUACGGCAACCGACUGGAGUCCUCCUGUGAUCUCCAAACCAGUGCUGCCUCUUGCAGUUUGUCUCCCUGCUCAGUGCCAAGAAGUGUCAGGGAUGCACUGAGCCUGGUUCACCCGGAGGUAACCAAAAGGUUCUUCGGCUGUGGCCUUCCCUUCCCAGCGAAGCUCGAGGGCUGCAGGGUCCUGGACCUCGGCAGCGGCUCCGGCAGAGACUGCUAUGCCUUCAGUAAACUUGUUGGGCCAAGCGGACAUGUGACGGGGAUCGACAUGACGGAGGAGCUGAUCGCAGCGUCUCGUCAGUACGUUGAGCAUCAUCAGAAGGAGUUCGGCUAUGAGAAGCCCAACGUCACUUUUGUCCAGGGGUACAUGGAGAAGCUCAGUGAAGCUGGCAUACAGAGCGACUCGGUGGAUGUUGUGCUAUCCAACUGUGUGAUCUGCUUGUGUCCUGAUAAAAGAGCAGUGCUGCAGCAAGCUUACAACGUCCUAAAGGAGGGAGGUGAGCUGUACUACAGUGACAUGUACGCCAGCAAAGUUGUUCCUGAUCACAUGAAGGAAGAUGCAGUCCUGUGGGGUGAAGGAAUGGGUGGUUCUCUCUUUUGGCAGGAUCUCAUUUCGUUGGCACACAGCGUAGGUUUCACCACUCCUCAUCUUGUUUCCUCCAGCCACAUUGCAAUCUACAGCAGUGAGCUCAAAGCUAAAGCAGGUGACGUCAGCUAUGCUUCGGGCACUUACCGACUCUUUAAGCUGCCCAAAAGUCCAGUCGUGUCCGAGGCAACAGUGACCUAUAAAGGAACGGUGGCAGAUUUCCCAGAUCAGCUGGACUUUGAUUCCUCCCACUGUUUCAAGAAAGAUGUGGCGGUGAAAGUAAAUGGAGAGAUGGCAGCAAUCAUCCAGAGAUCCCGUUUCUUUCCGGAUUUCCAAAUCCAGAUAUCGGAUCAACCAGAGUCCGGUACAGAGUCGACACCACAGUACUGCCACCUCAACCCAUUUCUGCUGGCUGACAAACUGGGAUCCUCAGUGAAGCAAUGCUCCAAAACAAGCAAAUGAAGACGCAGCUGAAUCCUGAGGAAAUAAGAGUUUGAUUAAUUGUUUUUAUACGUCGAUAACAGAUACUAAUCGUCACAUACUUCUUGUGAUAUAGUUAAUUUGUUAAUAUCGUGGUUUAAAGUUGUUUGACACUUUAGAGAUAAUGCUGUCACUGUAAUAUAACAAGUAAGUGUCCAGAUACUAUAUAAUAUAUUUUGUAGUAAUUGUUUCACCUUUCUAUACUUGAACUUCAUCGAGUAACGUACAAGAAAAAGGUUCUGUGUACAAAAGAAAAUAAAUGACAGGUAUAAUUAUUUUUUAUGA
This is a messenger RNA of Sebastes umbrosus (honeycomb rockfish), 1513 nucleotides long. RefSeq lists its product as uncharacterized. Gene Ontology annotation, biological process: arsonoacetate metabolic process; toxin metabolic process. NCBI's taxonomy places the organism in Eukaryota, Metazoa, Chordata, Actinopteri, Perciformes, Sebastidae. The transcript is spliced from 10 exons. Gene Ontology annotation, molecular function: arsenite methyltransferase activity. Gene Ontology annotation, cellular component: cytosol. The record is from RefSeq and is a predicted model, not a curated record. Bases 110 to 1210 code for a protein of 366 amino acids.